AUGGCGUUGCCUUAUCGCCGUCCCUCUCGCCAGGGCUCCCGCCAGGCUUCCCUGGACCCUCGAAAUGAGCUAGCAGUGCAUCUAGAUCAUUUCAUUGGCAUCGACGUGGGGACAGGAAGUGCUCGAGCUUGUAUCAUCGAUGCGAAGGGCGACAUCGUGGGACUAGCCUCAGAGAAUAUCGGACUUUGGCAGCCAGAGCACGGCUACUAUGAACAAUCUACCACGGACAUCUGGCGUUGUAUCUGCACAGCCGUGCAACGGGCUAUUAGCCAGCACAAUAUCAACCCAGAGACAGUCCGGGGUAUUGGCUUCGAUGCCACCUGCUCUUUGUCCGUGUUCAACAAUGAGACCGGCGAACCCAUCUCGGUGACAGGGCCGAACUUCGACUCGGAGCGUAAUGUGAUCCUAUGGCUGGACCACCGUCCGGUGGAUGAGGCAGCCAAGAUUAAUGCGACAAACCAUAAUCUACUUCGCUAUGUGGGAGGCACGAUGUCCGUUGAGAUGGAGAUUCCGAAAGUCCUCUGGUUGAAGAAUAACAUGCCCAAGGAGCUGUUUGACAAAUGUAAAUUCUUCGACUUGGCAGACGCACUUACCCACAUAGCGACUGGUAACGAGAAGCGCAGCUUCUGCAGCGUGGUCUGCAAGCAGGGAUAUGUCCCUGUUGGAGUUGACGGGAGUGUGAAGGGGUGGCAGGAAGAUUUUCUAAACGAUAUUGGUCUGGGUGAUCUGACGACAGAUAAUUUCAAGCGAAUGGGCGGCGUUGACGGGGUGAAUGGUGACUACUUGAGUGCUGGUGAACUUGUCGGGCACCUGUGUGAAAAGGCUGCUACAGAACUAGGCUUACCCGCUGGAAUUGCCAUCGGCAGUGGUGUAAUCGACGCGUAUGCUGGCUGGAUCGGUACCGUUGGUGCUAAAGUCAACCUGGGCCCCGAUCAGCUGAAUGAAGAGGUCGCCAAAAAUGAUAUGGCACAGGCUUUCUCUCGUCUUGCAGCAGUGGCCGGUACAUCAACUUGCCAUCUGGCCAUGUCCCCGGAUCCUGUCUUCGUCGAUGGCGUUUGGGGUCCUUAUAGGGAUACCAUCCUUCCGGGAUUUUGGAUGGCUGAGGGUGGACAGUCUGCCACGGGAGAAUUGCUUAAGCAUGUCAUCGAAACACACCCGGCCUUCAACCAAGCCACCUCGAUCGCCGAGUCUUAUCAUGCCAAUAUCUACGAGUACUUGAAUGAGCACCUUAAGGAAAUGGUGCAAGACCAACAAGCUCCAUCUGUGUCUUACCUAGGUCGCCAUUUCUUCUUCUAUGGCGAUCUUUGGGGUAAUCGGUCCCCCAUCGCCGAUCCUAAUAUGACAGGGUCUAUCUUUGGGUUGACGAGCGAUAAGACUGUUGACGGCCUUGCCAUUUACUACUAUGCUACAUUGGAGUUCAUUGCUCUCCAGACUAAGCAGAUCGUGGACACAAUGAAUAAAGCUGGUCACAGCAUUACUUCAAUCUUUAUGUCGGGCUCGCAAUGCCAGAACGACAUAUUGGUCAACCUGAUCGCAUCAGCUUGUGACAUGCCGGUGGUGAUUCCUCGAUAUAUCCAUGCGGCUGUGUGUCACGGUGCUGCCAUGCUAGGCGCAAAGGCUGCCAGUACCGAUCAUGAUGGAAAGACGGAAAGCUUGUGGGUUAUAAUGGACCGCAUGAGCAAGCCUGGCAAGAAGGUGAUGCCCACUGUGGACAAAAAAGAGAAGGCUCUGCUGCAGGCCAAGUACCAGGUAUUCCUCGAACAGUGCUUCAAGCAGCAGAAGUAUCGCCAGAUGGUCGACGACGCCGUGGGUGAUUGGCAGGCCUAA
Molecule: messenger RNA, 1827 nt
Organism: Penicillium pulvis
Lineage: Eukaryota; Fungi; Ascomycota; Eurotiomycetes; Eurotiales; Aspergillaceae
Product: FGGY-family carbohydrate kinase
Exons: 3
Coding region: 1-1827 (608 amino acids)
Biological process (GO): carbohydrate metabolic process
Molecular function (GO): phosphotransferase activity, alcohol group as acceptor; kinase activity
Source: RefSeq, a predicted model, not a curated record